AUGAGCAGUCUUGAAGAGAUUGAUUUUUCGAGCGUUUUACCUCCAAUGAGUGAUGAAGCGCUUGAGGCAGAAAAAAGACUUGAAAGGACAAUUUCAAUCGUCGUUCCGAUGUUCUUUUCUGUUAUUGGAUUUAUUGGAUUUGUUGGAAAUAUAUUAGUGAUAAUUACAGUCUUGUUUAAUGUUCAAAUGCGCAACACUACAAACUUACUUAUCCUCAACUUAUCAUUGGCAGAUCUUUUAUUCAUCAUAUUUUGCAUCCCAUUUACUGCUGUUGAUUAUAGCUUUGGUCAAUGGCCUUUUGGGUUGUUGUGGUGUAAAAUAGUUCAGUAUCUUAUUGUCGUGACUGCUUAUAUCUCAAUCUACACACUUGUAUUAAUGUCAAUGGAUCGAUUUCUUGCUGUCUGCUAUCCAGUGUCAAGAAUUCGCAGUGAAAGGAAUACUUUGAUAUCGAUUAUAGUCCUUUGGGCAGCAGUGUUAUCGACAAACCUGCCAGUAUUUCAUGCACACGGACUUAAUGAAUAUCUCGAUCAAGGAAGGAAUUUAACGUCAUGCACUUUCAUCACAAACAAUGAUUUCUUAUCCUGGAGUGCCUUUCAUAUCUCAUUGUUCACAAGUUCAUAUUUAUUGCCGCUUCUUCUCAUAUCAGUUUUGUAUCUCUUUAUGCUGAUGCGACUGUGGAAAAGCAAUUUAACACAAUCGAAAGAAUCAAGGAGGGGCAAGAGACGAGUAACUCGUCUUGUUAUUGUAGUUGUUGCGUGUUUCGCGUUACUUUGGCUGCCAAUUCAAACAAUUUUGCUAUUAAAAAGUCUUCAACUUUAUCAUUCAGACACUCAUCUAACCAUUGCGCUGCAAAUAAGUGCGCAUUGUCUUGCAUACACAACUUGUUGCAUCAAUCCAUUGCUCUAUGCUUUCUUAUCAGAAAAUUUCCGGAAAUCAUUCAGAAAGAUUGUUUAUUGUGGUUCUUCAAACCCUCGGAAUCGCCAUAAUAAUCACCAACCAAUGGUGCCGACAUCAACAAAAGUUACACGUACAAGCUUCUAGUAAUGGAGAAAUUAAUAAUCCAAAGCAGAUGAGAUUUCAACGUUCAAGACAGACGAGAUUUAAUCAUUUUCAUUUUAAACAUUUAAACAUAAUCGUUGCAGAAAGAUCGAUUGAAAAUUAAUGAAACUCCGUAUUUCCAACGUAUGUAUAUUAUUGUUUAAAACUGCUAAUGUUGAAAGAUGAAAAGUAAUCGGCGGACGUCCACAAACCUAAACUGUUUACUUAACAGUCUGUUUUUAAUUAUGUAGAUAUGAUUAUUUGUUUUAUUUCCACUCCCGAUAAGAGAGAAACUUAAUUUUUAUUAUUUAUUUACUUAAAUAAUCGCUAACGAUGAACAAUUUUAAAUUCCUCUUCUUAUGAAUCUUGGGAGUUAAGAUUAUUUCUGUUACUUCACGAGAGAAUGACCUAAGAGAAGAAAAAAAUAUUAAACACCCACAAUGUGUGGCAAAUGUGAAAACAGAUAUUCAGAAUUGUAAAUAAAGUUUCAUUGCUUUUUUCCAUUAAAUGAAAGAAAAAAGAGAAAAUCUUUGUUCGUAAUGUGAAAAUAUUCAGGAAACACAGAACGUUAAGGUACUCGAAAGCUCUAAACGUGCGAACGCGUUCCAUUAAAAGUGUCGUCAGAAUAUCUAAAUGUUUUAAUCGUUCUAAUUAAUAAUAAUAAAAAAUAAGUAAAUUUCUAUUCUUAUCCAAUUUUAUAAUCUAAGAAAAUAUAUAAAAAGUUUUAAGAAAAUAAAACGAAUAAAAAACAAGGAAUUUCUUUACUGAUGCAAG
Clunio marinus is the source of this 1812-nucleotide messenger RNA. The record is from the annotation of a GenBank genome assembly. NCBI's taxonomy places the organism in Eukaryota, Metazoa, Arthropoda, Insecta, Diptera, Chironomidae.